Molecule: messenger RNA, 3434 nt
Organism: Tyto alba (common barn owl)
Lineage: Eukaryota; Metazoa; Chordata; Aves; Strigiformes; Tytonidae
Gene: VASH2
Product: vasohibin 2
Exons: 7
Coding region: 142-1035 (297 amino acids)
Biological process (GO): regulation of angiogenesis
Cellular component (GO): cytoplasm
Source: RefSeq, a predicted model, not a curated record
GUGGCGGGCGGCAAGGCGGGGGGGGGCCGGUCGCGGAGCGCCCAGCCGCGGGCGGCGGGCGGCGGGAGCGGCGGCGGCUCGGAGGAGGAGGAGCAGCGGGACGGCGGGUCGCUCUUCCUGGUGAACAAGAGCGGCUUCCCCAUGGACGGGCAGACCUGGGAGCGGAUGUGGGGGCAUGUGGAGCGGGUGCACCCCGACGGCGGCGCCGUGGUGGCGGCCAUCCGGAGCGCCGCCCGCCUGGCCCGGCCCUCAGUGCCACCGGUGCCAAACUACAAGCUCUCCAUGUCGAUCCCAGAAUGGCUUCAGGCAAUACAGACCUACAUGAAGAUGCUGCAAUACAAUCACACAGGAACACAGUUCUUUGAGAUUAGAAAAACCAGACCUCUGAGUGGGUUAAUGGAGACGGCAAAAGAAAUGACCAGGGAGUCCUUGCCUAUCAAAUGCCUUGAAGCAGUUAUCCUGGGAAUCUACUUAACGAACGGGCAGCCCUCUGUGGAACGAUUCCCCAUCAGCUUUAAAACCCACUUCUCAGGGAACUAUUUUCAUCAUGUGGUGCUUGGGAUUUACUGCAACGGCCGGUACGGCUCGCUGGGCAUGAGCAGACGAUCAGAUCUGAUGGACAAACCUCUAACUUACCGAACUCUGAGCGACCUCAUCUUUGAAUUUGAAGACUCCUAUAAAAAGUACUUGCAUUCAGUCAAAAAAGUAAAAAUUGGAUUAUAUGUCCCGCACGAGCCGCACAGCUUUCAGCCCAUUGAGUGGAAACAGCUGGUCCUCAAUGUAUCCAAAAUGAUGCGCACAGAAGUCAGGAAGGAGCUGGAGAAGUUUGCCAGGGAUAUGAGGAUGAAGAUUCUGAAACCCUCAAGUGCUCACUCUCCAAUGAAAGAGAGAUCACGGGGUAAGUCGUUGUCCCCUCGCCGAAGGCAAGCCAGCCCUCAGAGACGGGUGUGCAGAAGAGACAAAUCGCCGGCGGUGGUGGACAAGAAAGGAGACCUGGCUACGCUCAACGAGGUAGGCUACCAGCUCCGCAUCUAACAAAGCCAUAUGCCGGACAGAGGGCUUCCCUGGUGCUUCCUGCUGCACUUUACCUGCACUCCGUUGGAAGGAAAAAGGAAUGGGACUAUUUAUGAACUUGUGGACUCUUACAAUAGAAGUUUUACCUAGGAAACAGAAGGGGGGAAUUUUUUUUUUUGGUGGCAAUAUUUAUUUGGUUUCAAUUUAUAGAAAAGGCAUCAGCGAAAAGAACCGAAAAUUGAGUUUGCCAGGAUGUGAGAUUUUUUUUUUUUGUUUUCCCUCCAUCGUGUAGCAGGUGACUCCAGUGGUGUGAGAGUUUCUUCAAACUUCCCUGUGCAAAUAUUAAUUGAAUUUGCGCAUUGUGCAGGGUAAUAGCAUUGGGAUAACUGAGAAAUCACCUUCUUAGUGUUAAGAUGUGCUGAGGUGCAGUGCAGUUAAAAAAAAAAUCAUAUUCAGUAUUAAUAUUUAAUUCAGCAAUAAGAACAAGCAGUGCAGAAGUGGCAUAAGUUUUUAAAGUAUCAACAUUACCUCACUAAACUUAACAGAUAUGCAAAACUGUCAGUAUUAUUGUUUUGUAACUAAUUUGUACUGUUUCCCAGCAUUUCUGGUAGUAUUAAAACAGCACUGGAUGCUUUACUGCCACCUGUAUUAUUAUUCUGUGCAUGUUGCUGAAAGAUGUUAAGUAAUAGUAAUAUACAAGUGUAUUCUUAAACACUGACAUUGUAUUGGGCAAGCUAUGAGGUUUGGGGUUUUUAAAAUUAUGAUUGAAUAAUGAAUUUUUAAACUUUCCUAUUUUUUUUAUACUUUGUCACAAGCUUUUAGUCUUUCCGGACUACACUGCUGAAGCACAAAAUGUAGAGAUUGCUGUUUUGUAGAGUUAAGUGUUCACCUAUUAGUCUGUUUUUCUCCUGUAUGUUCCUGGAAUAAUGGAAAAAAUGUCAGAAUUGCUAACCUGAGUCUAUAUCCUUUUCUUUCAGCAUUUGCGUGUAACUUUGAACCUUGUAUUUGAAAGGCUGAGCAGUCUAAGAUGGUGUUGCCUUGACAUCUUAUAUUAAGAUCAGACAUUGCAGGCUGAAGUUAACCUUCUGCCAUGCUGCUCUAGGGAGUUUUUCCUGUAUGUGUUGUAGGAACAGCUGCUUAGUCAGACCUGAAUAAGGAAGCUCGUAUGUCUGAAAUAGCUGAAAAUUCAAGCUUGUCUGCUUCCUCCCUACUCAGUCCUUUUGUUCUAAGACGUGGCUAAGGACCUGUGAUGGACAGCAGUGUUCUCAAGUGACGCGGUAAGACUUUCCUUGGGGUCUGCCCUUUGUGUCAGUGGAAGCAUUUUUGUGCUGCAUUCCUGAAAAUAUUUCAUUAGGUGCCUAAAUAGAAACUGGAUUAUUGUACAAGUCCAGCCUCUACCCUUUGUGCUGUGCUUAUAGAUGAUACUGCCAUGAGACUUGUGUACCUCCCCUCCUGGGCAAUUACUUUUUUGGGAUCUUGCUGAAGAUGGGGCAUUGUAACACAGUGACAGUAACACCCACUUGGACUGAAUGGUUUAAGCUCCUGGAGCUCUUACUGACAGCAACCAGGAACUGAACGGAUACAGGAGGAGAUGACUGCUUGUACACAGACCUCGUUGCUCAAAAAGUCAAUGAAUCUCACCUACCUAGGACAGGAAGACAACACUGAGACCCAGCAAUCUUCUACAACCAGUGAAUGGCUUUCUACUACUUAAGACUUCAUAAGGUCUAGAAAGAAGACUUUUUAAAUGUAUUACAUGUCUUUAUACAAGAUUACUGUAUCAAUUACAGGGAGGCCUUUCCCAUCCCUCUUUCUGAAAACUUUUCCACUUGUGUGUUUACAGUAGGAUUUGUUUUUUGGUUCAGGAGUGAAAUUGAAGGGAGGGAAAUACUCUUUUGGUAGAAAUUCUUGUGAAAUUGGACAGCUGCGAAGUUUUGGUUUUAAACUUGCUGCUUAGUAUCUUUUGACCUAAACACUUUCUUUCCUGUAUCCCUUAGAUUUCUUAUGGGUAAAAUGAAGUGAAAAACUUACUUUGAUAUCGUAUAGCACAAGGCUAUCUGGUAUGUUGCAAGUUUUUGUUUUUAAUGAAACCAUGGUUUACUUCAAGUAAUGGUGGUUGGUAUACAGUUUUUACCAUUGUCCAGCAUAAUUUGAGUUACUUUCUCUUAAUGUCCAACUUAAACUGAAACUUUUUAAUGCUGUAGAGGUGUGUGACAAAUUGGUUUUGGUUAUUGUUUUGAAAUUCAGCUGAAAUAUUCUCUUGAAACUUGCUUAUGGUGGCAUUUGUUUUAAGUGUGGUUCUAGUGACUUCUUACUGCAAAGUGGUCGAAUAGUGUAGAAAACAUGCAUGGUGUUUUUUUAAUCACUUGUAUGUUUAUGCACAGCAUGAAGCUUCAAUAAAAAUAUGGUAGUCUUUUUAA